Messenger RNA from Tigriopus californicus, 1367 nucleotides. It is a transcript of the gene Ptpa, whose product is annotated as serine/threonine-protein phosphatase 2A activator-like. The coding region runs from base 273 to 1346 and encodes 357 amino acids. The transcript has 6 exons. Lineage: Eukaryota; Metazoa; Arthropoda; Copepoda; Harpacticoida; Harpacticidae. Gene Ontology annotation, cellular component: nucleus; cytoplasm; protein phosphatase type 2A complex. Gene Ontology annotation, molecular function: protein tyrosine phosphatase activator activity; peptidyl-prolyl cis-trans isomerase activity. Gene Ontology annotation, biological process: mitotic spindle organization. The record is from RefSeq and is a predicted model, not a curated record.
AUCCCAGAGGGCGUGAGAGAUGGAGGGUUUCCUCUUGGCCACUAAUCAGAUGUAGCACGGUAGUUUUCACCCGCGCAAUUUCAGAUCACCUCCGAGAGAUUACUACUCGUAGCAAGAUCUUGAAACUCCCAAUGAAAGCGAUAGAAAUUCUGGCAGAUCACACCAAAUCACAACCCAGAGCAAUGUUAUGCUGAUAUUUACUUACCUCGCCCACGAUUUUAGUAAUUCAACGUUUCCUGCCGAAUAUCCAACAUUAAUCGCUCUAGAUAGACAUGGCAUUUGUUACCCCCGAGAAACUGAUCAAGACACCCAAUGACAUUGAAAAAUGGCAUAAAUCAGAAACAUAUUCGGAUUAUAUAAGGUUUAUCACGGGUAUUGGAGAUGGUCUCAAAAACAAGAAGAUCCACGAUCCCAACAUAGCAAUUGGAGAGUCUGCUCAAAAACUCAUUGACUUAUUGGAGACCUUAUCUGGAUGGGUGGAUGACAUCAAACCGUUUGAAACCCCCAACCGAUUUGGAAACAAAGCUUUUAGAGAUUGGCAUGCCAAGCUCAAAGAAAAUGGCACCUCCUUAUUAAGAGACAUCUUGCCUGAUGCCCUGAAAGAUGCAUCGGAUGAACUCUCAAUUUAUCUGGUCGAGGCCUUUGGAAACGCCACCAGGAUUGAUUAUGGAACGGGUCAUGAGAUGGCGUUUGUCAUGCUUCUAUUGGGCUUGAGUAAGAUUGAAUACUUGACCGAGGCCGACAAGGAUGCCAUGGGGCUGCCAAUAUUUGACAAGUACAUGUGCUUGACCCGAAAGUUGCAGAAAACUUAUCGAAUGGAGCCUGCCGGUUCUCAGGGAGUGUGGUCGUUGGACGACUUUCAUUUUAUUCCAUACAUUUGGGGCGCCGCCCAAUUUGUAUCCAACUCGAGGAUAUCCCCGAAAUCCAUCCCCAACGAAGACAUGGCUCAAAGUCUAGCUCGCGACUAUCAUCUUUUCGGCUGCAUUCAGUACAUUUUUGAAGUGAAACAGGGUCCCUUUGCCGAACAUUCCAAUCAGCUAUGGAACGUGAGCGGAGUGGCUACCUGGGACAAGGUUUAUCAGGGACUGGUCAAAAUGUAUCGUGCUGAAAUCCUAUCCAAGUUCCCUGUGAUCCAACACGUGUAUUUUGGGUCAAUUUUUACUCUCCAACCAGCCAAGAAUCCUUUGUCGGAGGUUCCUAAUUCACACCGUAGACCGGAUCCAAGCUCCUUCAGAGGUGCUCAAAUGCCCUCUGUCCCGCCAACUGUGUCAAAUCCAAGAAUGGUUCCUGGCAACUUCCCAAGGAUGGGUCCACCCCCAUACGAAGGCAUUCCUAAACAGACUUGAAUAAAUCAUUUAUAUUUAUGA